Cantharellus anzutake is the source of this 2462-nucleotide messenger RNA. RefSeq lists its product as uncharacterized. Gene Ontology annotation, molecular function: ubiquitin protein ligase binding. Gene Ontology annotation, biological process: ubiquitin-dependent protein catabolic process. Lineage: Eukaryota; Fungi; Basidiomycota; Agaricomycetes; Cantharellales; Hydnaceae. The record is from RefSeq and is a predicted model, not a curated record. The coding region runs from base 52 to 2133 and encodes 693 amino acids. The transcript is spliced from 16 exons. Gene Ontology annotation, cellular component: anaphase-promoting complex.
GCUAAACCAACUCUUCUGGCCGUAUACGCUACCCUCAAGCAGGCAAAACUAAUGCAUAAUCUACUCACAUGGUUCCUUCACUCCAUGUAUGAAAAACGACACAUGAUUGUCGAUGAUAUCACGCCCAUGCUGGCACUUUGGGAGACAACGCGCGAUGGCAAGCGUGCCUACGACAUCAUAAUUAGAUUGUGCAGGUGGCGAACAGAAUGGUACCGAGAAACGGGGGCUUUUACUCAUCACGGUGUUGAUUCCUACUGGCCGUUCAAACGCACAUUUCGGACUAUCGUGCUCUCGUUUCUCCCUUCAGUCUUCUCUGACGCCCUCGCAUCCGUCCUCCAUGAAACUUUUCAUGAGACCGAGCCACGACGUCCUCAUGGCUCGUCCCUCGCCCCUCUUCGCACUUCCUCAGAAACCCGGCAGCAACUUGCGAAUGCUCUCGAGCACAUUGGCAUUCUGCUGGAUUUUAAGACACUAAUCAACUCAUCCUUGGACAGAGAGAUCGAGCGCCACGUUCUUGGGACAUGCGCAGGGGUUCGCGAUAUGCAUUGCUUACCAAUACUUAGGGCAUGGUUCGGCGAUAGAGUGAAGGGGUGGAUGACAGAUAUAUUUGGUAAAGAACGACCAGAUGCGGCAUACCGGAAGUUUGAACACCACAUGCUUAAAGUCCUCUGUGACCUACGAAUAUCGGAGUUGUUCGAUAUAAUCGUGGACUACGAGGAUAAAACUCACCCCUUACCCGUCCUCCAGGACCUGAAGGAUUGCUUGGCAAGGACAGGUCAGAGAAAGGAGCUUGUCAAGAGUCUGCGUGAAUCAACGACUCGACGGCUUCUACAGCCGGGUGCCGCGACAUCUGACAUACUUCAACAGUACGUAUCCACUAUCAAAGUACUACGAUAUUUGGAUCCGCCGGGUGUGCUCCUUUACGGCGUUGCCGAACCAAUACGGCGAUACCUCAGGGAUCGCCCGACUGCAUUAAGAUCAUCGUUGCAAAUCUCAUCCCUCGACGAUGACAAGGAAGGAGAGGGGUUUUUGUUUGAUGACCAGAACGAGCCGACCCCUAUCCAGGCAAAUGAGGAGGUCUAUGAAGACUACACAGAUCCGCACUGGAUGCCAGCAGCUAACGACGCGGAGCCUGGCUUCAGGGUACAAAAACCAAGCGAUAUAAUUAGCACGCUUGUGAGCAUCUUUGGUUCCAAGGAUUUGUUCGUCAAAGAACUCCAGGUCGCGUUUGGACAACGAUUACUCGCCAUCACAGAUGGGAAGUACGAUCAAGAGUUCCAUAACCUCGAGAUCCUCAAAAUUCGCUUUGGGGACUCUUCACUCCAUGUCUGCGAUGUAAUGACAAAGGAUUUGACCGAUUCAAGACGGCUUAACCAGAGGGUACAGAAGGAUAGUGACGAAGAACUUGUGCUGCAGCCGAUCAUAGUUUCUCAUUUGUAUUGGCCGCCGAUGCCGAGGACCAAUGUACAGAUGCCGGGACAGUUUGAAGCUUUGCAAAGGAAAUAUGAAAAGGCGUUCCGAUUGCAGAAACCGGAUAAAAAGUUACAUUGGAUCCCUAGCAUGGGCAUGGCGGACCUGACCAUCGAAAUGGAUGACGGACGUGAAAUCAAUGUAUCGGCAACUCCGCUUCAGGCCGCUGUCAUAGAAUUGUUCUCUCAGACUUCGUUAUGGACUGUUGACACACUAGCUGAAAAGCUUGGAAAGCUUGAUAUUACGAGUGUUGCGCUGGCGCUUCUGUUUUGGCAAGGUCAAGGAGUAAUCAAGGACAUUGGGAACCAUACCUUCCGACUCCGAGACAGCGUUGACGAAGCUCCUCCCUCAAUCGCCACUGCAGGUACGAACAGCUUGGAUGGGCAUCAGAAUAAUUCCUCAAUAGGUUACAUAUUGCCAGGAUCCGCACAUUAUGAUCUUGCUCCUGAAACUCCUCAACGUGAUUUCACCGUGUAUUUCAAUUAUGUGAAUGCAAUAUUAACCAAUUUAGGUCCUCUUCCUGUGGAUCGCAUCAACAGCAUGCUCAAGCUUGUCCCGGGACCUCCACUGACAUGGGCAGAGACUUUACAGCUCCUUGAAUUGAUGAAACAGAAUGGCUCGAUCGACUUCCGCAAUGGAGUUUGGACGCUGACCAUUGCCUGAUGGAUAAGGGAGUCCGGAUGUACAUUAUGUCCUAUCCUUUGUUGACAUAGCGAUUAAGUCCUCUUCUCGCUUCUCAUUCCAUUUAGGACUGAUCGCUCGAAAUAAGUGGUCCAGCGUGGUAUAAAGCCGCGAGUUACCCACUACCUAUGGUUACACAUGUAAAGAGGAUGAUUGAGCGAAAUGGCUAUUGGGGGGCAGUGUAGACUCACUGAGUACCCUUGUUGUGUAAGCCUCACAAUGAUCGAGUUUCCUUCCAAGAGUUUUACAGGGACCUCGGCGCUUGGUCCCAAGAUCUCCUUCUCGUCCUCGGUGUAUUCCCUGACUCUGCC